Messenger RNA from Letharia columbiana, 1305 nucleotides. RefSeq lists its product as uncharacterized. The transcript has a single exon. NCBI's taxonomy places the organism in Eukaryota, Fungi, Ascomycota, Lecanoromycetes, Lecanorales, Parmeliaceae. The record is from RefSeq and is a predicted model, not a curated record. The coding region runs from base 1 to 1305 and encodes 434 amino acids.
AUGCCGGUUACGAUCGUGCCAGCCAGCCACAAUGAUAGUAACACACAAGUCACGAGAUCUCCUCAAUACAAGGGCCGGCUCUUGGAGAUAGACCUCACAAAAGAAAGUUGCGAGAAUAUGCUCCAGUCCACCUUCGAUGAGCUGAAGGACCCUCUCUCCCUGGCUUCUGCCAACGGCUUUGUUCACAGUGCCCUCAAAGCCCACAGCGAGCACUACCAUCUCGUUAUCAGCCCUGUCAACGUCUGGUUCGCCAUCCUAUCACAGCUGAAUAUUUGGAUCAAUGCAAAUGGCGCGGAAGCUCGGGGUAAGUUCUUCGUCGAUGUGGGCAAGAAGGGUUUGACCGUCACCAUUCAGGAUACCGGUGACGAAGGGAAGAAUGGUGAGAAUGUGGUGCGCGAGAUCGAGAAGAACAUGCCCGAUCCCGGAUUGAGGGAGUGGAUCUUGCCGGCUUUCACCGGGAAUUCAGCGUUCAACGCUGUCGUCGCUUCCGUACUCAUGAUGGGUGACAUGCAGAAGUACUUCAGCUACCCCGCCCGCAGCGAGUGUGGUGUUCCUUCGGUCGUUCUACUUGGAGAACAGUCUGACUGGGUGGAACUGUACAAGAAGCUGGACAAGCUUGAGACAUUUGGUGUAGAGCCCGCUCAAUUCAGAUGCCUACUGGUGCCAGUCAUUGCGCGCUUCAUCAAGAGCUUCGACGACCCAACAAGCAAAGACGUUGUUGACUUCUGGGGUCACAUGGUCAGUGCCGAAUCCCGGAUUGUCGAUGGUGGCGUAUCCGUGGAAUACGAGGGUUGGAUAUCUGCCUUUUGCUUCUGGAGUGAGCAGGGAGAAAACAUCAAUGAUCGACAUAUCCAAUUCCGUGGAGGACGAGGCUUCACACUUGACGGUGUCAUCUACCACGCCAUCGACUGUGGCCAAAUCCCACCAGUCUACGCAUCAUUUCCCGUGAAGAUCAACGACGAUAGAAAUGAAAUUAAUUCCCUCAUGGUCGUUUGGUCUGUGGCCACGCCAUGUAUAAUUAGCGAUGGAACAAAGGUUGAGAGUGAUGUGAACUCGAAAUGCGUAGGCAUCGCUUCAGUUUGGGGGUUGUUCAACAAAAGAUCCCGUGUGAAGGAGACCGCAGAGGCGAGUGAGGCCGUUCGAGAAAAUUUGGCUCAAGAAACCGAACCUAAGAAGUCGGAAGACGGUCUCAGCACCACCACCACCUGCGUGAACAAACCAGGUCUCAUCAGCCGCCUCAUCAACCUUUUCUUACGAACAGGUAUCUCGAAACAGCGUGAACAUAGCAUGGCAAAAGGUGAAUAG